Molecule: messenger RNA, 2865 nt
Organism: Metarhizium brunneum ARSEF 3297
Lineage: Eukaryota; Fungi; Ascomycota; Sordariomycetes; Hypocreales; Clavicipitaceae
Gene: ileS
Product: Isoleucine--tRNA ligase
Biological process (GO): isoleucyl-tRNA aminoacylation; mitochondrial translation
Cellular component (GO): mitochondrion
Molecular function (GO): aminoacyl-tRNA deacylase activity; ATP binding; tRNA binding
Source: RefSeq, a predicted model, not a curated record
AUGUCCAAGUCAUGGAAAGCGACCUUGAAGCUCCCCAAGUCAAGUUUUCCGGCUCGUCCGAAUCCGAAGCUGCAACGACGACAUCUUCGGGACUGCAGCGACGACCUAUACCAAUGGCAGACAAAUAACCGUCCUCAGAACGACCAGUUCGUUCUGCACGAUGGCCCCCCAUAUGCCAACGGCCCGCUACACAUCGGCCAUGCCCUCAACAAGAUCCUCAAGGACAUGAUUGUUCGCAGCCAGGUGCAAAACGGAAAGCGGGUAGUGUACAGGCCAAGCUGGGAUUGCCAUGGCCUCCCAAUUGAGAUGAAAGCCCUGGGCUCCAACACCGCAGGGGGACUGAGUCCUGUCAAAGUGCGCGAAUCGGCAAGAAAGCUGGCUAGCAAGACCAUUACAGAGCAAAUGAAGGGAUUCCAGUCAUUUGGAGUCAUGGCCGAUUGGGAGAACAAAUGGACCACAAUGGACCGCGAAUACGAAAUACGCCAAUUGAGGGUCUUUCAGAAAAUGGUGCGCCACGGGCUGAUUUACCGCAAGCACAAGCCUGUAUACUGGUCCGUCUCGUCGAGGACAGCGCUGGCGGAAGCCGAGUUGGAGUAUCGAGAAGACCACAUCUCCCAUGCCGCAUAUGUCAGGUUUCCUAUUGUUGCGGACUUGAGUUCGAUACCGGCCCUUGCUGGCUUUGACGGUCCUAUAUACGCUGCUAUAUGGACGACUACGCCGUGGACACUGCCUGCCAAUAAGGCUAUCGCAGUUCAUGACAAGUUGCUGUACUCGUUGUUACGGGUGGGCGACUAUGGUCUCUUGGUUGGCUCCAGCCGUACCGAUGCUAUGCGAGAACUGCUCCCCCCUUUUGAGAUUGUGGCCGACUCCAUUUACGGUUCGGAGAUAGCUGGGUUGAGAUACCGAAAUGCGCUGCUCGGCAAGUCAGCGGCGGAGCAACCCAUUGUUCAUGCUGACUUUGUAUCUGCUGAUUCGGGCACGGGGCUGGUACAUAUGGCGCCCGGACACGGUCAGGAUGAUUAUGAAGCGUGUGCUAGGCUUGGAAUCGAGGCGUUUGCUCCUAUUACAGACGAAGGAUUCUUUACGCAGGAGGCGUACCCUGAUCAGCCUGACCUGCUCACCGGCGCCCCUUCAAUUUUGGAAGGCGGCGGCAAGGCCGUCUUGGAAUUGAUAAAGGAGGACGUUCUCGCUACGCACGAUAUCCAGCACAAGUAUCCGUACGACUGGCGGACGAAACAGCCUGUUGUUGUAAGAGCAACCGCGCAAUGGUUCACGGACGUGGGACGGAUAAAAGAGGGUUCGCUGAAGGCACUUAGUAACGUGCGGUUCGUUCCGGAAUCGGGGAGGUCUCGUCUUGAGAGCUUUGUCAAGGGCAGAAGCGAGUGGUGCAUCUCGCGGCAGCGGUCAUGGGGGGUUCCAAUUCCCGCCCUGUACGAUGAGGCUGGCAAUGCCGUCAUGGACGAAGAAACCAUUGAGCACAUCAUUUCUGUGAUGCAGCAGCGGACGUCGCAGGCGUGGUUCUCUGAUCCGAUUGACGAUCCCGCCUGGGUGCCGGCAAAUCUCCAGGGCGGAUAUCGGAGAGGCACAGAUACCAUGGAUGUAUGGUUCGACAGCGGCACCAGCUGGAUGGAAAUCGGGCAGCCUGUCGACGUCUACCUUGAGGGCUCGGACCAACAUCGCGGCUGGUUUCAGUCGAGUUUGCUAACGUACGUUGCUUCGCAAAAGGCGGAUGGUGUGUCGGACGCAGAUAUCCAACCGCCUUUCAGGACGCUCAUUACUCACGGCUUCACUCUGGACGCCCAGGGAAAGAAGAUGUCCAAGUCACUUGGCAAUACCAUUGUUCCUGAAGAGGUAAUAGAUGGGCGACUGCUGCCGCCGCUGAAGGACAAAAGCAAAGGUGGUAGUAAAGGGGCGCCUCGUUUCGACGCCCUUGGAGCGGAUGCUCUACGGUUGUGGGCUGCUAGCUGUGACUUUACGUCUGAUAUCUUGAUUGGACCUUCUAUUCUGCAACCAAUUCACAACGCGCUCAUCAAGUAUCGUACCAUUCUGAAGAUGGUGCUCGGGUCGCUGCACGAGUCCAGCCGCAGCGCUCCGCUUACCAAGCUCGAUCAAAUGGCCAUUGCGCAGUUAUCCGACACCAUGGCUCAGGUUUGGGAGGCUGUCAAUAACUACGAGUUCCACAAGGCAACAGGCCUUAUCAAUCGCUGGGUAGCUACUGAUCUGUCUGCUUUCUAUCUCGAGGCGCUCAAGGAUCGUCUGUAUUGCGGCGACGGCGGUGGCGCCCUUGAACCCAUCUUCAUUGGGUUCCUGCGCAUGCUAGCACCUAUCACACCGGUAUUAGUUGAGGAAGCAUGGUCCCAUCGCCCGUCGUGGAUGGUUGAUGAUGUCAACUUGGAAAACCCAGCUCGGCAACUAUACAAGUCACCGCUGAUCGAUCCAUCCCGACUAACAGUCGACCCGGACAAACUCCGACGCGAUGCGGUGUCCCUCGGGAUUGUCCAUGCUGCCGUCAAGGCUGGUUUGGAACAAGCACGCGAGGCGAAAGCCCUAGGCAGUUCGCUUCAAUGUUCUGUUCUUAUCAACACUGAGAACAACGAGUUGGCAACCCUGCUUGACGAAUACGCCGACGAGCUUGACGCGAUGUUUGUAGUAUCACAUGUGGACGUGAACAGGACAGUGGACGAUGAACGAGCGUGGUGCUACACACGGGAAUUCGAGCUCCCUGCGGCACCUGGGGGUAUAGUGCAUGUGCUACCUCCGCGACAGGCGAAGUGCUCUAGGUGUUGGAGGUACCUUGCUGCGCAGGAAGAUGGGCUUUGUGAUAGGUGCGAGGAUGCAGUUGCUGAUGUCGCGGCUGCUGCGUAG